Macrobrachium nipponense is the source of this 2142-nucleotide messenger RNA. RefSeq lists its product as uncharacterized. The record is from RefSeq and is a predicted model, not a curated record. Lineage: Eukaryota; Metazoa; Arthropoda; Malacostraca; Decapoda; Palaemonidae. Gene Ontology annotation, molecular function: nucleic acid binding. Gene Ontology annotation, biological process: DNA integration. Bases 1 to 2142 code for a protein of 713 amino acids. The transcript has 5 exons.
AUGGCAACACUUGACUAUCAUUUGAGUAGUUCAGGUAGCCCCUUUAAGAAUUUGAUUGCCAUAUCCUUUUAUGUUGAUAAUCUUCAGGGUAGUAUGUCCAAUGAAAUAGAAUUGUUAGAAUUUUAUGCUGAGGCUAACAAGCAACUGAGGAGUGCCAAUAUGCCACUCAGGACUUGGGUAACUGACAAUGAGAGACUUAAAACUAAAAUUGAAGAAGAUAACAGUGGUUAUGAUGUUCCUACCACAACUUCAGUUCUUGGAUUGAAUUGGGAUAUCAUCUCAGACAUGCUUAGUCUGAAGUCGGCUAAAAUGUUUGUACCUGAAGUAAUCACAAAACGCAAUUUACUUAGCUUGGUCUCAACGGUUUUUGAUCCACUAGGAUUCCUUUGUCGAGUAAUCAUAAGGGGUAAAAUCCUUAUUCAAGCUGCUUGGAGGACUAAUGUCUCCUGGAAUGAUCCAUUAGGCGAAGAAUUUUCAAGUAGUUGGACAGAAUUAUAUGAAGAGUUCAAGGCACUUAGUAAAUUUUCAGUACCUCGCAAAGUUGCAACUCAAGGAGUAAACUAUGUUUUGCACAUAUUUUGUGACAGCUCGACCAAAGCUUAUGGUUGUGCAGCCUAUUUGGUAGGAAAUGGAGAAAAACUGUUGAUUUGGUCUGAUAACGAGGCUGCUAUUCAAUGGGUCAGAAAUGAUAAUUGCAAAAUGACUUAUGUCAAGAACAGGGUGGCUGAGAUCAGAGAAGUGUCAGCCAAUUAUCAAAUAUUUCAUGUAUCUACUGGAGAAAAUCCUGCUGACUUAGUGACUCGUGGAGUUGAAGUUAAAGACUUAGUGUCAAAUUCUUUAUGGUUUAAAGGUCCUUCUUGGCUACCAUGUGAAGGUUUGUGGCCAAGUGAAAAGGAUGAAGUUGUAGUUUAUGAGAUAACAGCGGAGGGACAAAUCGAUCCAGUUAAGGUUGAAUGUUUGUUUGAAAAACCACAUAGCUUGUCUGUGGAAUGUUCUGAUUUGAUUAAGGACUUAGGUCAGUAUUUUGAUCCAUCCAUUGGACUGAUGAGGUCAAGAGGUCGCCUCCAGCAUGCUGGGAGUGCUGUGAAUUCCAAAUAUCCUGUACUAGUUCCACCAGGAGAACAUUUAACUAACUUUUUCAUUCUAAAGGCACAUAGACCAUUUGAGAAUGUAGGUGUUGAUUAUUCUGGGCCUAUUGUCAUUACAAAGACUGAAGAUAAUGAGCCAAGGAAGGUUUAUAUCUGCUUGUUUACUUGUACAGCUACAAGAGCAGUUCACCUAGAUGUGGCUUUAGAUAUGACAGCAGAAUCAUUCUUAUUAAUUUUUCGUCGGUUUUGUGGCACCUGGUCUGUUCCCAAACAAAUAAUUUCAGAUAAUGGGACAAACUUUAAAGCAACUGCCAAGUUUCUUGAGGAACUAUGUAGUGAUCCUCAAAUACGAGAAUAUUUUAGUAAUCGUGGUAUUGUUUGGAAAUUCGUCGCUCCCAGAGCACCUUGGCAAGGUGGCUUCUAUGAGAGGAUGAUUAAGGUUGUUAAGAAUUGUUUGCAAAAGGUUUUGUAUCAUAAGAUAGUCAGUUUAGAUGAACUUCAGACUGUGGUUGUUGAGAUUCAAUCUCGUGUUAAUAAUAGACCGCUCACCUAUAUCAACAGUGAUAGGAUGUCUCCAGAAUCCUUGUCACCUUCACAUCUCCUAUAUGGCAGAUCGAUUGAAGCUAUGCCACCAUUUGAGAAGAUCUUGAAGAAUGAAUAUAUAAUUUCCUUAAGAGAACCUCAUUAUGUUUCUGAUAGAGCUAGGGAAUUGAAUAAUCUUAAAGUUGGGGAUGUUGUUUUGGUCCAAGUUGAAUCUCCAAGAAGUGAGUGGCCUUUAGGUAGAAUUGUUGAACUUCGACCUGAUUCAGAAGGAGUCAUACGUUCUGUAGAUGUGUACUGCAAAGGUCAUGUCGGUACACGAACAGUUGAAAAGCUUGUACCUUUAGAGGUUAGUGAACCAGUGAAUGAGGAACUUAUAGGUAAUCUUGAUGAUAAUGUGAACACUGAUGUUCCUAGUUAUGAAAUGCCUCAUCCCCCUGGUCAAAUGUUUGAAACACAUCCUCAACGUGCUAGCAAAACUAGAGCUACACUAGAGAGAGGAGAGAGGUCAUAA